UCUGCCGUUUCCGUCGCCGUUCCGCUGUAUUGCGCGAGGGCCUUUAUUGGCCAAAAUAUAUGGGCUAACUGUCAAAUUUUCCGUCGCCGUUCCGUUGUAUUGCGUUUGGGGCUUAAAUAUUUUUGACGGGAAAGGAAACGUCUCGUGAAAAGGUCUAUUGAUAUGAAACAAAUUCGUGCAGUGUAUCCGAAGCUGAACUACGCCACCAGUCUUUCUUUAUUCAAGUCUUUAUCUGGAGCUGUCAUAUUUUACUUUCAUGGCGUCUCGUUGUGUCGGCCUAAUUCGCGUUUCUCACGGAUAAAACAAAUUUCACCUGGAAAUAUUUGCUUAAAAAGCCCAAAUUGGAUGAAUUUCUUCAGUUGCUUUGCAGUGUUUUAGUUUCCCGAUAUUGAAUUGUCGAAAAUAAUGGAUAUUCCCGCUCCACCAAAUGAUAUUGAGCUAAGAAACAUCAUCGACAAGCUCGCCGAAUUCGUUGCCCGCAAUGGUCCGGAGUUUGAGUCGAUGACCAAAUCAAAGCAGAAGGGAAACACCAAGUUUGCCUUCCUCUACGGUGGAGAAUAUUACAAUUACUAUCAGUACAAAGUGGCUACCAAGCAGCAGUCGAUGAUGAAGCAAGGAGGCCAUCCUCUGUCGAUGAUGGGACAACAGGUAAAUCCGUUCGCCUUACAAAACCAACAGCAACAGCAGCAGCAGCAACAAAAUUCGAAUCAAAACAAUAACCAAAUGCCGCCACAAAUUUGGUCCAAUCCGCCACCACCUCCACAGCAGAAUACUCCACAGCAGCAGCCAGCACCGCCGCAACAGCCAGUGAUUACGCCGCAGAUUGCGGCACAGAUUGAGUCCAUCAACACACAACAGAAUGCGCUGCGCGAGCAGAUUCGACAAUCGGAAUUAAACCUCUCUGCUCAGCAUGGGGUUCUCCUGCAACAGCAACAAGUUCAAAUAGACGAAGCUGUAACGCGGGCCCAAAAUGAUGCCCUAGUUAAGCAGGCCGACGAUAGUAAAAUUUCGUUGAGUGAUUUCGACGCUAAACUGCAACCCAUUAUCGAUUCGUGCACGAAGGAUAGCAUUUCCAACGGAAAAGGCUGGAUUUUACAGCAUUGUACCGAUUCGGGAAAAUGUCAAAUUAUUUCGCAGUAUCUUUUGAGAAAGGCACUUAUUGCCGGAGUUGUAUUCACGCAGAAAUUACACCUCAUAUAUCUAGUAAAUGAUGUAAUUCACCACUGCAUUCGAAAACGCACCGAUGAGCUAAAAAAGAGUUUGGAAGGCGCCGUCAUUCCUAUGUUUUGCAAUGCUCAAAUUACGGCUCAAAAUGACGAGCAGCGUGCAAAAUUAACCAAACUGCUUUCCUUAUGGGAAUCGAAAGGAAACUUCUUCGAUGCCUGUGUAAUCUCGAAGCUAAAAUCUCCGCCAUCGUCACUCCAGGAGUAUCAGAACUCACUGCUAACGCAAUAUGCCGCUAUCGUGGCCCAGAUUACACAAGCGACAAAAGUAACCUUUGAAAACUAUCAACAGCAGCAUCAAGCGUUUGUCCAGCAUGCCACGCAGCAGUUGGCCCUUCUGGUGAAACAGAAACAACAGAUCGAGCAACAGGCUCUGAAAGCAGCCCUUGUUGCCCAGCAGAAACUUUCCGCGCCCCAGCCGUUGCUGCCCGAGCUGACGGGAGGAUCCAACAACGGUCUCGCUCAGGUAAACGCGCUUCUUAAUACUAGUCGAGGUAAUAAUGACCGCGAUGGGUCCCUUCCUUCCUUGUUGGAGCAGAACAUCAAUUUUACGUUGCUAUCAGGGGCUCUUCAGAACUUACAAACUAUUAAUAAUCAAGCGCAGAAUAUCAACAACAACAACAACAACAAUAGAGACAGCAACGAUAGCAGAAACAGCAGCCUCGGCGGCGAUGAUCGCGAUCGACGCGGCAACUAUGCGCAAUCCAGCAACUCUGGUGACGGAAACAACAAUGGAGGAGAUUAUUCGCAUCCACCUCCGAAUUUUCCUAUUCCAGACAUGACGCGACCACCACCCGGUAUGCACGAUUAUCCGUAUAGGGACAAUGACGACUCGGAUGAGAGACGACAUGACGACUACGAUGAUCCACCUCUGGAUGAGGAAAUCGACGAGCCACCGGAACAAGAAGCCGAGCCCGAAUUCAAGGAAGAUGAACCACCACAAAGUCCUCAGCAACCGUCAAUUCCUUACUUUGAACUACCUGCUGGGUUGAUGGUCCCCUUGAUACGUCUCGAAGACUUUGAUUAUCAUCCUCUGGAUCCAGAGGACAUUCGGUUGCCCCCGCCAGCACCACCUAACGAGCGAUUGCUCUCGGCCGUUGAGGCCUUCUAUGCACCUCCGAGCCACGAGAGGCCACGUGAUGGGGAGGGAUGGGAAAAGCUGGCUUUGUACGAAUACUUCAAAGUUAAAAAUGCAUCUCGUAAACAGAAGGAAGAAGAAAUUGAAAACGGAGCCCGUGAUCGCUCAAGAUCACCCACACCGAUAGAUCCAGAGCUGCUGAAGGCAACCAAAAAACAAAAGAAGCGGGUUUAUCGCUCGAAGAGUCGUAGUCGCUCCAAGUCUCGAUCGAGAGAUCGGUCACGAUCUCCGGUUCGCUACCGAAACCGAUCGCGUUCUAGAUCCAGAUCGCGGUCGAGGUCACCCAGGCGGGUACCACGCAACAGAAGUCGUUCACCGCGCAGAGAUCGUGAGCGCUCGCGUGAUAAGCGUUCGCCCACUCCUCCCAGUUUUGGUGGGAGCGGUUUCGGAAGUAAAAAUAUACCGGCUUUCGCGGAAGACAAAAUGCCAAAGCUGGCUCCAAUGGGUGUCCCACAAGGUAUGGGUGGGGAAGUGUGGGGAGGUAAUGACCGCGAAGGCUUAGGAUCGUACGGUGCGAGAAAUGAUCCGUACGAAAGUUUUCGUAAGAAUAAGGGUGCAGCAUUCAUCACUCGCAUGAAAGCUAGGGCUGACGAUAGGUAAAAGAGUAGGUUUAAACAUCGUCCAGCAGAAAAGUCUCCACGAAAAUGGUUCGUGGUAUUCGGUGUCAAUAUUGGAGCAGAAGAAGGGCAUCCCAAUAAAGUAUAUUUAAUAAUGCGA
Messenger RNA from Armigeres subalbatus, 3078 nucleotides. It is a transcript of the gene scaf6, whose product is annotated as calcium homeostasis endoplasmic reticulum protein. Gene Ontology annotation, cellular component: perinuclear region of cytoplasm. The transcript is spliced from 10 exons. Gene Ontology annotation, biological process: intracellular calcium ion homeostasis; RNA processing. Bases 406 to 2961 code for a protein of 851 amino acids. Gene Ontology annotation, molecular function: RNA binding. The record is from RefSeq and is a predicted model, not a curated record. Lineage: Eukaryota; Metazoa; Arthropoda; Insecta; Diptera; Culicidae.